AUGUUGCUUAUUCGAUUAUUACCAUUAUUAUUAUUACUAUCAUCAAUAAUAAACGGUCAGAUCAUAAUUUCAAUUUGUUUAUUAGAUGUACAAAAUUCAAUCUGUCAACAAAUGGAUUGGAAUCACGGUAGUCAUUUAAAUCCCACGCAUUCAUCAUUAUCUCUACAAUUAGAAAAUGGAUCUUUUUUAGUCAGUGAUACGUACACAGACAAUAUACAACUGGAUGAUUUGGCUGCACCGAAUCAUGGUUGCUUAUGUUUCAAACUACCUCCAAUUCGAUUGAAAUCAAGACGCCUACAUCAUUUUUAUAAAGAAAGCCAAUCAAGUGAAACACUAGAACCUGUAUUCUCUGGCAGUAUACUAACUGACAACCAGAAUACGCUGACAUCGAAGCAUACAAGGAAUCCAAGGAAAGGUCACCAUCACCACGACCACCACCAACAACAGAAGCAUAAAAUUGCUGUCUCCUGCCUUCCAAGUGAACUGUCAAGUGAUCAGCUGACACAACAAUUACGUCAAGAAAAUUCAACGAAUAAAAAUAGUAUCUCGUCUAUCAAAUUAGAAGUCCCUGUACUACCGUUUACUAACAAUCAACCGGGACAAGAUGAUACUGAGGUGAAACAAAAUUCCCAAACUACACCGAAUAAAGUCCAGGUGGCUAUGAAACGUCUGUAUAAACAACAUAAUUGGAAGUGUAUACCAACAAGGAAACAGAAUACAGGUCAAUUAAAACAUUUAAUAUGGCAAAUUAUGUGGUGUUUUUUCACUACAAUCUUGGUUAGUGUAUCCUUUGUCAGUUUCAUACAUUGUAUACCAAAUAUAUACGUUUCUAGUCAUUGGAAUAGCUCUAACUUUCAGGAACUUGUAAAUCCUCCAUCAUUGGCUUCCUAUUCUAUAUCAUUUUGGUUAAUUCUUAUUUAUCCUGUACACCUCAUUUUCACUUUGUUAUUUCGUUUGGAGACAACCAAUCUGAAUGAAAUGAUCAUGCAUCAUGCUUUAACUGUAGCAAGUGAUCAACCAAAACUUAUGAAAGUUAUUGCAAGGUGUAGCCUUUUAUCAAGUCUUUGGCAAAUAUUUAUACAUUGUUAUAUACGCAGUUUACGGAUAGUAGCACCUGUGGACUGUGCUGCUAUCACAGCUGUACUACCUUGUUUUAUUUACUUAUUAUCAUGGAUUAUUGUACAUAGACGAUUUUGUGCUUUACGAGUGAUUGCAUUUAUCAUGGCUUCCAGUGGUGUAAUCCUCAACAUAUACAGUGAUCAAAUAGUUAUGUGGUACAAAUGUUUAACAAGUCUGGCGAUAAUCACCUUUUCACUAUUUACAGUUAUUCUAAAACGAAUCAGUAAUAAACCGUCUUUUGGACAAGUGGCUUGUUUCUACUUUGCUUUGGGUUUAUUCAAUAUUUUGGUUACUUGGCCAAUUUUUAUAUUCACUUCAAUCUUGACUUCAACAGAAAUAAUCACUUGGAAGUAUUUACCAUGGGAGUAUUUCAUUGGUAUUGGAGUUUCAUAUUUAAGUAUUACAAUUUCUAUAGAUCUAAGUAGUCGAAAAUCAAAGCGAGUGAUACGAGCUGUUCAGCCGCUUUGUGCAUUAUCAAUUUGUAUUGCUUAUGAAUUAUUUUGGACACAUCAAAAGUUUAUCAUGUCAUCUGUGCAAAUUUCAAGUUUAGUACUCAUUACUAUUGCUUGCCUAUUGAAUGCUUUUCCAACGAGUUGGCAAAAGCACAUUGCGAAACUGCUUAGAAAAAAUCGUUCCCCAAAAUCUCAACCAACCACCAGUAAACGUUCAAUUACUUUAGCCCAGAGGAGUAAAACCUCUGUGGUAAUGCAAUCCACUGGAAGUACACCAGUAUCUAGUAUACAACGAACAUCUUUAGUUACACCAAGCUCUACAACAAUGCAAACUGGUGUUCAUAACACUGUCGUAUCGACUACAAAUAUACGACCGUUAAGUGCUGAGUCAAUCCAACGUGGAAGUAUUAUUCAUCUGAUAAAAGGGAAAAGUUGAUGUAAAUUAUUGCUGAAUUUAUGAAAUAACUCCCCACCCCCCCCCGCAGCUACAUCAAUGU
Molecule: messenger RNA, 2068 nt
Organism: Trichobilharzia szidati
Lineage: Eukaryota; Metazoa; Platyhelminthes; Trematoda; Strigeidida; Schistosomatidae
Source: the annotation of a GenBank genome assembly